AUGGCAAAUUUGAUGACAGUGGCACCAAAGCCAAAAAGCUUUCUGGGCUAUCAUCGGCAGCUUGCCCCGAAUGCUGCUGUCAAAGUCAGCCCGCUCUGCCUCGGAACGAUGGGCUUCGGCACAGUGUUCAAAGACAUGAUGGGGGCAUGUGACAAGGAAGCCUCCUUUGAGCUUCUCGAUUUCUUCUACGAUAAUGGAGGAAACUUCAUUGACACUGCAAAUGUUUACCAGAAUGGGGAAUCGGAGAAGAUUGUUGGCGAUUGGAUGAAAGAACGUGGCAACCGUGAUGAAAUCGUUCUUGCUACAAAGUAUACUUCGUCUUACCAGCUGCUUAACCCAAAGGUCAGCAUUCAGUCCAACUUUGGGGGUAAUAACAAGAAGAGCAUGCGUUCGGCUUUUGAAUCAAGCUUGGCUAGACUUCAGACCUCCUACAUUGACUAUUUUUACGUCCAUACGUGGGACUUCACCACUAGCAUCCCAGAGCUCAUGCAUGCUCUUAACGAUCUCGUUUCGUCCGGAAAGGUCCUCUAUCUUGGCGUCUCAAAUACACCCGCUUGGGUGGUGUCGAUGGCCAACGAGUAUGCGCGACAGAAGGGGCUCACCCCGUUCUCUGUCUAUCAGGGACAGUGGUCCCUGGCCGAACGCGACAUCGAACGUGAGAUUCUUCCCAUGUGCAAUGACCAGGGCAUGGCACUGAUCCCGUAUGGCGUCUUGGGAUCCGGAUCAUUCCGGACUACUCCUCAAAGACAGGCAGAGCGAGAGAAUCCCGAAGCAAAGAGAGAAGGCCGCAAUAUUGCAAUGACUGACAAGCCAGAGAAAGCCAUCGUUGCAGAUGCUCUGGAGAAAAUUGCCUUGGAGAGAGGCACUAAUAUCACCAGCGUUGCUCUUGCGUGGGCUAGAACCAAAGGCCCCUACAUUUUCCCCGUGGUGGGUGGACGCAAGAUUGAGCACUUGAGGGGUAGCAUCGAGGCCUUGGGGCUUGAACUAACGAAGGAGGAGAUUGUCGAUAUCGAAAAGGCUGUCCCGUUUGAUUUUGGGUAUCCGCAGACGAUUCUCGGCGGUCCUGGAGGGGCGACGAAGCCAGGCGAUGUCUGGAUGACUCGUAGGUUCGGCACGUUUGACUGGGUAGCUCCUCCCGAGCCACCGAAGCAGCAUGUCAAUUGA
Molecule: messenger RNA, 1164 nt
Organism: Clonostachys rhizophaga
Lineage: Eukaryota; Fungi; Ascomycota; Sordariomycetes; Hypocreales; Bionectriaceae
Source: the annotation of a GenBank genome assembly